AUGAAUGAAGAUGAUAAAAGCAAAGAAAUUAUUACGAGCUGUAAUUAUGGAUUGAAAAGACAUUAUAUAUCUGAAAAUGAAAAAAAUAAAGAUUUAAUUUUUCAAAUUGACUAUGAAACUCUCUUAAAAAAUUGUAAAGAAGAAGAAAAAUACAUUGAUUUAAAUUUAGAAAUUAAUUAUAAUUUAGAGGAAAUUGUGGAAAAUAAGGAUAAUAUUAAAAAAUGUGUAUAUUUGCAUGAUGAAGUAGAUGAUGAAUAUUUAUAUAGUAAAAAAGAAAAUGAUUAUUAUAUAAAAAAUAAUAAAUAUUAUUAUGAUAAUAAUUUCCAUUCUGAUAUAGAUAAUGGAAUUUCUCCAUUUAAUUAUGAGAGAGAAAAAGAAAAUAUAGACAAAAAAAAUAAAUAUUUACAUUAUGAAAAAGAUUACAAUAGUGAAAAUAACUCAUCAUAUACAAAUGAUACUUACUGCUCAGAUUUCACUGAAAAUUCUUCAAAAUAUGAAAAGACAAAAUCUAUGAAUUUCUCACAAAGAAUCACAUAUGAUAAUAAUGAGUUAAUACAUAAUUUAAAUUUAUAUAAUAAAAUAGUAGACUACAAUCUUCAUAAUAAAAAAUAUGAGGAAAAUAGCAAGAAUUAUUCUCAAAUGAUUAAGGAACAAAAAGAAAAUUCUAAUUGUUACGAUUCAAUUUUUAUUAAGAAAAAAAAUAAUGAAAAAUAUUCAUGCUACAAUGAAAAACAAAUGAAAAUGUAUCAUCAUGAUUUUUAUGACAAUAUAAUCCAUAAAAAGCCAAAUGAACCCAAGUAUAUGUUUAGUAAAUAUAAUAAUCAAGAAAAUUCUCCAUUAAAUCUUAAAUUACUUAAAAAUAGAAACAGUUUAAAUAGUGUAAAAAUGGAAGAAAAAAUAUUAAAUAAAUAUGAAAAAAUAUUAAAAGUUAUGAAAUAUUUAAGAAAAAUAAAAACAAAAUAUCCAGAAAUUGAAACAAUUGUAUCUAUAUUAUCUAAUCAUGUUAAAAAUGUUACUUUUAACUGCGAAAAAAUGUUUGAUUCUAGAUCUCAAUUAAAUGAUUUCUUAAAAAAAAUUUAUAUUUAUCAAAUUUUUCUAUUAAAAAAAGUAGUCUUUAAAGAUCAAAAUAUUAUGAAAAAUAAUAACAUCAAUAAAUAUCAUAACAAUAAUACGUCAAGAAAUAAAAUACGUUUCAUUUCAACAGAUGAGAAAAAUUUAAGAGAUUAUUCAAUAAUUCUAGAAGAUAGCAGUAGAAAUGAUCAUUUUAUGUUGAAUAAUUUAGACAGAAAUAUAUCAUUCAACACACAUAAUAAAAAUAUAAAUGAAGAUAUAAAAAAGCAUGAAGGUAAAAAAUAUGAAGAAAACGAUGAAAUAUUUAAUAGAAAAUAUGAAAAAAAUAGUAAGGGAAAGCAUGAAAAAGGUAUACAUGAAAUAUUAGAAAGUAAAAAAGGAAAUUUUAUUGAUAAAGGAAAUGAACAUAUAAAAGGUGAUUUAUAUAAUGAAUAUAAAAUAAAAAAGAAUAUAUACAAUGAGUUCCAAGUUGAUAAAAAUGUAAAAAAUAUAGAUGAGAAAGUAAUUAAAGACAAUACGAAUAAUUACAAAUAUAAAGAUAUAUACAACAAUUAUGAUUUAGAAGAAAUAGAAAAAAAGUGUUCUUAUGAUUAUCAUAUAAAAGAUAAAUAUUAUGGAAAUACAAAAUUUAUAUAUGGAGAAGAAGAGAAUAUCAAAAACAAAAAAAAAAAAGAGAAAAUUAAAAAGAAAAAUGAAAAUAUUUUAGAUAUUGAUAAUGUAUUGAAUAAAGUAAUUACUCAGCAAAAAAAUGAAAAAUUUAUGAAAACGAGUGAAAAAGAUGCAUUAUAUAAAAGAGAGCUAUUUGAAAAAAUAGAGAAAAAUAAUAAAAAGAACAUACUAAAUAGAAAUUCUAAUGAAUGUAAAUUAAAUGACUAUGAACCCGAGGAACUUCACAAAUAUACAAAUGGAAAUAAUUUGAAAUAUUUAGCAUAUAAAGAGAGAGAGGGUGAAUUAAAUUUAAACGCACUUAAUUUAGAAAGUAAUAAUUCUGCUUUUAGAAAUAGAUUUCAAAGUGGAAAAUAUAAGAAAAAAAGUAUUGAUGAAGAAGAAAAAAAAACGCAUGUAUUAUAUUAUGAUGUAAAUAAAGAAUUAACAGCUAUUUCUAAUAGAGAAUCUGUUACGCAUGCAUUAAAAUAUACUCUUCUGAAUAAACCAAAAAAUUUUGCAACUCUACAAAAUUUCUUAUUUAAGAUAGAUGUUGAGUUAGUAGACUAUAAAAAUUUUAUUUUGUUGAUAACGAAGGAUAUAAAAGAACCGCAUUUAGAAGCCUUAUACGGAUUAAAUGAUUUUUCUAUUUUUGAAAAGGUGUAUGGAAAAAAAGUAGCUCCCCGAUUUUUAGUUCCAAGCAAAGUUAAGGCUUUUUAUAAAUAUGAUAAAUUUUAUCAAACUUUUAAAGAACUUACAAAUGUAAAAGAUUUUAGCGGCAUAACAGAUGCAGUACAAUUAAUUUAA
Molecule: messenger RNA, 2523 nt
Organism: Plasmodium gallinaceum
Lineage: Eukaryota; Apicomplexa; Aconoidasida; Haemosporida; Plasmodiidae
Product: conserved Plasmodium protein, unknown function
Exons: 7
Coding region: 1-2523 (840 amino acids)
Molecular function (GO): microtubule binding
Source: RefSeq, a predicted model, not a curated record